AUGCGCACAAAAGUCAUUCACAGUAAGGCAGCUUCUCCAAUGGUUCAGAUUAUCUUCUAUGAGGACAGAAACUUCCAGGGUCGCUCCUAUGAGUGCAACUCUGACUCCUCUGAUCUGUCUUCAUACUUCAAUCGCUGUAACUCUAUUCGAGUGGAGAACGGAAACUGGAUCCUGUAUGAACAUCCCAACUACAGAGGACACCAGUACUUCCUUAGAAAAGGGGAAUAUCCUGACUUUCAGCAAUGUAUGGGUUACAAUGACUUCAUCAGAUCAUGUCGUUUAACACCACAGCAUCGAGGACCAUUCAUGCUUAGAGUCUAUGAAAAAGAAGAUUUUAAAGGUCAGAUGAUGGAGUUCACUGAAGAUUGUCCUCAUGUCCAUGAGCAAUUCCACUACAAUGACAUCUACUCCUGCCAGGUGCUUGAUGGGUACUGGAUGUUCUAUGAAGAGCCCAACUACAGGGGACGUCAGUAUUACCUGAGGCCUGGAGAGUUCAGAAGAUACAGCGACUGGGGAGCUUCUAAUGCCAGGAUUGGUUCUUUCAAAAGAGUUCAGUAUCUACAUUAA
Messenger RNA from Bufo bufo (common toad), 567 nucleotides. RefSeq names its product gamma-crystallin 1-like. The record is from RefSeq and is a predicted model, not a curated record. NCBI's taxonomy places the organism in Eukaryota, Metazoa, Chordata, Amphibia, Anura, Bufonidae. The coding region runs from base 1 to 567 and encodes 188 amino acids. The transcript has 3 exons. Gene Ontology annotation, biological process: lens development in camera-type eye; visual perception. Gene Ontology annotation, molecular function: structural constituent of eye lens.